CUCCGGCCCCUGGCACGGAGCGCGGCCGCUCCUUGCAGGAGCGCGGAGGCGGCGGAGGCAGCAAGGGAAGGGGCAGCCCUGGAACACGCUGUCCCCCGGCCCCCGGGGACUUCGCUUGGCCAGCCGAGGUGCCGGGCUGAGGAGCCGGCUGAGGGAGAACAGCUUGUGAAAGCACAGCAAGGGCGCUGGGAGCUCGCGGGUGCUUUUGGGAGUCGCAGGUGCUCCGUGCCUGCUGCGCCCCGACACCCCGCGAUAAAUUAAGCCAUGAUUCACCGAGGUGUGACGGCAGGGCACAGCGGCCACUCCAGCCCCAGCAUCGCAGCCAGCACGGCAGCUCUGCAGCCCGCCCGCAGGCCUGCUGCGCUGGGGGGCCGGGGAGGGGUGGGCACAGCCCCCGCCGAGCUCGGUCGCACGGAGAGACCCUCCCGGCUGCGCUGGCCCGGGUCCCUGGCCCUGUGCUGGGGGGUUGUGGGGCUGUGAAGCGCCGGCUGGAAGAAUAAAUGAGCGAAUUAAUUACUAAGAGCACCGAGAGGGGAGUGACAAGGGAGACCCGAGCCGCACAUGUACGGGCGCGGAGCGGAGAGGUCCCCGGGGUGAGGGGCUCCGGGGAGCCGUGGGGACCCCCGUUCUCCACGGGCACGGCGCUGGGCGCGGUGCCGGCAGCCCGGAGCCGGGCGGCUCUGCCCGGCAGCCGCUGCCCGCUCGUCCCAGCAGCCCGGCCGGGCUCGGGAUCUGAUAAGGAGCCGGAGCUCCACCUCCCCAUGGUGGUGGCGGCGAGAGGCGGAGGCAGCGGCGGGCGGGGGGGGGAAGGGGCCGUGCCUGCGCUGCGCUUCCCCUGCACAUCCUCACACACACCGAGGGACGGAGGCGGGCACGGACCGAGCUGCCCACCGGGGCUGCCUCCAGCCUGAGCCGCCGCUCCGCCGGAGGAGCCGCAGCCCCGGCCCGGGGAGGGGGGCGGUUCCCACGGAACAUUUAUAUAUUUUUUGCCCCCCCUCCCCCUUUUUUUUUCCUUUCUGUUUUUCCUUUUUUUUUUUUCCUUUUUUUUAAUUUUUUUUUUGUAUUUUUUUUCCGUUUGGUUUUCAUCCGUGGAUAACGCUCGAGAGGAGCCGGGGGGGUGGGGGGAGCGCGGUCCCGGCGGGAAGGAGGCGAUGGAGACGCCGCGGGACCAGCGCGCAGGGGCUCGGCACGGAGCGCAGCACCGGCACCAUCCAACUCCCCUGCAGCGCAGGAUGAACCCGCUGGCAUCCUGCCUGGGCCUGUGGCUCCUCUGCCAGCUCCCUGCCCUGGCCUCGGGGACACGUGCAGUCUACAAAGUGCAGGAGGAACAACCCCCCAACAGCCUCAUAGGGAGCCUGGCCUCCGACUACGGCUUACCGGACAUGGGGCACCUCUACAAGCUGGAAGUGGGGGCCCCGUACCUCCGUGUGGAUGGCAAGACUGGGGACAUCUACACCACAGAGACCUCCAUCGACCGGGAGAGCCUGCGGGAGUGCCAGCACCUCCUGCCCGGAGAGCCCUGCUUCCUGGAGUUCGAGGUGUCCAUCACUAACCUGAACGCCAACAGCAGCCCACGCCUGCUCGAGGGGCAGAUCGAGGUGCUCGAUAUCAAUGACAACACCCCCAACUUCGCCUCGCCCGUCCUCACCCUCUCCAUCCCUGAAAACACCAAUGUCGGGACGCUCUUCCCCAUCCCCCUGGCCAUGGACCGGGACUCGGGCCCCAACGGCGUUGCCUCCUACGAGCUGAUGGCUGGUCCGGAGGCGCAGGAGCUCUUUGGGCUGCAGGUGGCCGAGGACCAGGAUGAGAAGCAGCCUCAGCUGAUCGUCAUGGGGAACCUGGACCGGGAGCAGUGGGACUCCUACGAUCUGACCAUCAAGGUGCAGGAUGGGGGGAACCCCCCGCGGGCGAGCAGUGCCCUGCUCCGCAUCACCAUCCUGGACAUGAACGACAACGCGCCCAAGUUCGAGAAGGCCCUGUACGAGGCAGAGCUCUCCGAAAACAGCCCUGUGGGGCACUCCGUCCUCCAGGUGAAAGCCAACGAUUCGGACCAGGGCGCCAACGCCGAGAUCGACUACUCCUUCCACCAGGCCUCGGACAUGGUGCGGCGGCUGCUGCGCCUGGACCGCGCCACGGGGCUCAUCACCGUGCAGGGCCCCAUCGACCGCGAGGACAUCGGCACCCUCAAGUUCUCCGUCAUGGCCAAGGACAAGGGCGCCAACCCCAAGAGCGCCCGCACACAGGUGGUGGUCACCAUCAAGGACAUGAAUGAUAAUGCGCCCUCCAUAGAGAUCCGGGGCAUAGGAUUGGUCACCCACCAGGAUGGCAUGGCAAACAUCUCGGAGGAUGUGCCAGUAGAGACAGCAGUGGCUCUGGUGCAGGUGUCCGACCGAGAUGAGGGUGAAAACGCUGUGGUGACCUGCGUGGUGGCUGGUGAUGUCCCAUUCCAGCUGCGCCAGGCCAGUGAGACAGGGAGUGACAGCAAGAAGAAAUACUUCCUGCAGACCACCACGCCGCUGGACUACGAGUCAGUGAAGGAGUACACGAUUGAGAUUGUGGCCGUGGACUCGGGGAACCCGCCCCUAUCCAGCACCAACUCCUUGAAGGUGCAGGUGAUGGACGUCAAUGACAACGCUCCUGUCUUCAGCCAGAGCUUCACUGAGGUGGCCUUCCCUGAGAACAACGAGCCCGACGAGCUAGUCAUGGAGGUGAGUGCCACUGAUGCUGACAGCGGCUCCAACGCCAAGCUGGUUUAUUCUCUGGUGACAGACCCCUCCUCCAAGGGCUCCUUCACCAUCGACCCUGAUUCUGGGGAGAUCCGGGUGAAGGCGGUGUUGGACCGAGAGCAGCGGGAACGCUAUGAGUUCUUGGUGGUGGCGGAAGAUAAGGGCAGCCCCAGCAAGCAGGGCACAGCGUCUGUGGCCAUCAACGUCAUGGACAGGAAUGACAACGACCCCAAGUUCAUGCUGAGCGGCUACAAUUUCUCAGUGAUGGAGAACAUGCCGCCCCUCAGCCCCGUGGGCAUGGUGACGGUCAUCGAUGCUGACAAAGGAGAAAAUGCCCGGAUCCAACUGUCGGUGGAGCAAGACAACGGGGAUUUUGUCAUCCAAAAUGGCACUGGCACCAUCCUCUCCAGCAUCUCUUUCGACCGGGAGCAGCAGAGCACCUACACCUUCCGACUCAAGGCAGUGGACGGUGGCGAUCCCCCCAGGUCUGCCUACGUGGGGGUGACCAUCAAUGUCUUGGAUGAGAAUGACAACGCUCCCUUCAUCACUUCCCCCUCCAACGCCACCUACAAGCACAUCCUGCCCCACACCAGCCCCGGCCAGCAGGUGAGCAAGGUCAAGGCGGAGGACAUCGACUCGGGCAUCAAUGCCGAACUGAUCUACAGCAUCACAGGAGGAAACCCCUUCGAGCUCUUCCAGAUCUCCCCGCAGAGCGGAGACAUCACUCUGGAGAAGGAGAUCCUGCGCAAGCACCACGGCCUGCACCGCCUGGUUGUGCGCGUCAACGACAAGGGCAAGCCCUCGCGGCACGGCACCGCUCUGGUGCACUUCUACGUCAACGAGACGCUGGCCAACCGCACGCUGCUGGACACGCUGGUGGGGCACAGCCUGGACACCCCACUGGACAUCGACAUCGCCGGCGACCCUGAGUACGAGCGCAGCAAGCAGCGGAGCAACAUCCUCUUCGGGGUCAUCGCCGGCAUCGUGGCUGUCACCCUGGUCAUCGUGCUGGUGGUCCUGGUGCGCUACUGCCGGCAGCGCGAGGCCAAGAGCGGCUACCAGGCAGGCAAGAAGGAGACCAAGGACCUGUAUGCACCCAAGCAGGCCAGCAAGAGUGGGAAGAGCAAGAACAAGGUUAAGAAGAGCAAGUCUCCCAAGCCACCCAAGCCCACGGAGGAUGAGGAGGAGACGGGGCUGCAGAAAUCGCUCAAGUUCAAUCUCAUGAACGACUCUGUCAGCGACAGCCCCCGGAUCCACCUGCCCCUGAACUACCCUCCGGGCAGCCCAGACCUGGGCCGCCACUACCGCUCCAACUCGCCGCUGCCCUCCAUCCAGCUGCAGCCUCAGUCACCCUCUGCCUCCAAGAAGCACCAAGUGGUGCAGGACCUGCCGGCCACCAACACCUUUGUUGGCACCGGGGACAACAACUCAACGGGCUCCGAGCAGUACUCGGACUACAGCUACCGCACCAACCCCCAGAAAUAUACCAACAAGCAGUUACCUCAUCGCCGAGUGACGUUCUCUGCAGCCAGCCAGGCUCAGGACCUGCAGGACCCCUCCCAGCACAGCUACUACGACAGCGGGCUGGAGGAAUCCGAGACCCCCAGCAGCAAAUCUUCAUCGGGGCCCCGCAUCGGGCCGCUGGCCCUGCCCGAGGACCACUAUGAGCGCACCACGCCUGAUGGCAGCAUCGGGGAGAUGGAGCACCCCGAGAACGGGGAGGUGGCUGUGGACGUGGCAGGGUCAAAGAAACUUCUGGGAGGGAAGAGGAGCAGGUGGCAGAGGGUUCUCCUGAAGUCUCCUCCUGUUUCUGAGAGCAUCUUUGGCUUUGGGACAGGUGUGUGCAUGGUGGGAAGAUGGCUGAGUGUGCAUUCAGAUGGUUUUUUAGGGAGCUGCAAACCUGCUGGGUCCCUCUGCUGUGGAAAUGGACAGGCCUAGUGGAACAUCUCUUCCCAAUUCCCAGGUUAUUCCUGGAGUAACACUGGAGUUCUCUGUGUUACAACCAUUGGAGCGAGGCAUGGUGGGAUUCCCAAAUCCAUCUGUUUCACCCUCCUGUCCACGAGUGUUGUGCAGAUGACUUUCUCCCCAAAAGUGGCAGUCAGUCACCUGGGAAGAGCAGUUUGGAGCAGUUCCUGGAACCCUGGCACUCAGUAACAGUACUGGGAUUCCCUGAGUACUUGGAAGAGAGACUGGAAGGGUGGUGAGCAAGGAGAUGCCCCACGGAUGAGCUGAUGGAUAUGGUGAGGUAGUGGGGCUGAUGGACCUGGAAGAGGAAAGGUUGAGCCCUGGAAUGUGACAGGAAACUCGGGGAGCAUAAGGGAGGAACAGGGCUAAAAGUAGAAAGAGAGGAGAGAGAGGAGCACCUGGAAGGUGGAGGGCAGAGAGGGUUGUCUUGGGAUGUUCCUUGGAAUGUUCGUUGUGUGCCUGGCUGGAUGGGCAGGGCUGUAGAAGGCCAAGGGACACUGCCUGGAGCUGCCAGGGAUGGCUCCCUGCCCACAGCAUCACAAACCUGCCCUACAAAACAACUCCUGUCUUGGCACAAGGUGCCCUGUGUGUGUUCACCUCCCAGGAGAGCAGGAAUCACCCCACGCCUGUCCACCACCAGAUCCCUGUGUGGUACAGACCCUGCGGAGGCUCCCAGGAGUAACCACAACCCUGCUCCGCUCUCCAUCCCCCAGAAUGCCCUGCCUUGGCUCCCUUCCCAUGGCAGUGGUUGGGAAUCAGGCUCCAGUGGCUCCACAUCUGUUCUGAUGCUGGAGGACAUCCUGUGUUGGGUGCAGAGCCCGUGGCAGGUCAAGGCUCUUGGAAUCCACCAGCAUUAUCCCGAGCUGGUC
This is a messenger RNA of Motacilla alba alba, 5560 nucleotides long. RefSeq names its product protocadherin 1 (gene PCDH1). NCBI's taxonomy places the organism in Eukaryota, Metazoa, Chordata, Aves, Passeriformes, Motacillidae. The transcript has 5 exons. Gene Ontology annotation, cellular component: plasma membrane. Bases 1152 to 4664 code for a protein of 1170 amino acids. The record is from RefSeq and is a predicted model, not a curated record. Gene Ontology annotation, biological process: homophilic cell-cell adhesion. Gene Ontology annotation, molecular function: calcium ion binding.